Molecule: messenger RNA, 1023 nt
Organism: Candida dubliniensis CD36
Lineage: Eukaryota; Fungi; Ascomycota; Pichiomycetes; Serinales; Debaryomycetaceae
Exons: 1
Coding region: 1-1023 (340 amino acids)
Source: RefSeq, a predicted model, not a curated record
AUGUUGGGUUCAACUACAAAGAGAAUACUAGUUAAUAGUUCAAAGAGGCUGAUUAGAUAUAACUCGUCUAAUAACAGCAAAAAUGGUAGUGAUGCCGUCAAAUUAAAUUUGAGUGAUCUUUUUAAGAGAAUCGAUCAAGUUUCAGCAAAAGCUGCCGAGUUGAAGAACAAGACCGCAAAUUCGAGAUUAUUUGAAGCUGGAAACAAGAGACCUGGUUGGCAAAAAAAAGAAAAUAAUAAUUUUGCCAAUAGGACCGUCAGAAAUGAUUUCAAUGAAGGAGGACAGCAACAAAUGCCAAGACAACAUCAACAACAGCAACAGCAACAGCAACAAAGAGAAGGAAACUCGGAGACUAACUUUCGUGCUCCAAGAAGCAAUACGAGACCAUCCAGAUUUCCAAAGACAGUUGAAGGGGAAAGGGCACCAGCUGCAAGGUUCAAUAAUAGAGGUAAUAGACCUAGUGGAUUCAAUGAUAGAUCAUUCAAAAGAUCUACUCCUAGAAGAAAUACCAUUGAAGGUAAACCAGAAGUGCGCAAGCCAACAGUAGCCAAACCAAUCAAGUCUAAAGAAUUGACUGCCGUUCCAUUACAACCAAAGGUUAUUGCUGAGGAUUUCUUUUACGGCAAGGUUCCAAGUAUUAAUGCUACUGUUGCUUCUAGAUUAGCCUCCAUUGCCAAAUUAUCAUUAAAUGAUUCGAAAUAUCCGUAUAUGUUGCCAAAAGAUGUUAUUGCCCAAGCAUUUCCAGGGUCAAAGAACAGAUUUAUUUUGCAGCGGACUUGGAAGAUAGACCCAAAGGAAGAUGUCUUAAAAGAAAGAGUGCAGACUAUUGUGUUAGGACAGACUAAGGACUUGGAGUAUAAAGGUAAAAAGACGGAAUUGGCCAGUCGUACUCUUCAUGAUAUUAACAUUAACCCAAAUUUAGACUUAGAACAGAAAGAUACUAUGUUCAAUAUUGUUAAUGGGUUGACAGAUAUCAAAACCAUUUUCAAAGAUGCUCACUGGAAGAAACAAGCAAGUAAAUAG